GAGUCAGUGUGUACGGCGGCCGGGUCCUCCGUGGCGCGUCUUGUAGUGAGUGGCGAAUUUUCCUCCAUUUUUCCCUCUUUAGCGUCCCUCCCUCGUGUCUCUGGAGUCUAUACCGAAGUGCUGUCAUGAAAAUGUUGAACAGACGGUCGUUACCCCCAUAACACCCGGUGCAGCAAGCCUUUGGAGGUGUAGUGAUGGGGCAGGAUGAAUGGGGAGCCGAACACCAAUCCACAAGUGCCCGUCACCACCCUAGCGGGCAUCGCCAGUCUCACCCAAUUACUACCUGAGCUGCCGCUUCCCUCGUCCUCGGUGGGCCUCGGGGACUCCCGGUCUCUGCUGUUCCACCCGAGAGUAGCUGAGGAGGCCCAGCGGCUCCUAGCGUGCCAGGACCCGGACUUGGUGCAGCAGCUGGCCAACUCCCUCGCCCGCACCCACGCCGACCACAUACAACUGAAGGAGCAAUAUGCUGGCACAGAGCAUGCUGUGGAGGUGAAGACAGCACCACCGCUGCUUGAGGGAAUCCUGCGUUGUAAGCCCGCUGUGUUUACUGGCAAGCCAGCAGGAGGCGGUGAGGCUGUAGGAGGAGCAAGUAUCAAGACCGAGGCUGGAGUCCACUCUCCCCCGAACAGUGUGUUGGCCAAGCCGGCCAAGCAUAUCAACAAUGUGUCAGUAAUUCAGUGUGGCCCAGCGCUGGCUAAUGCUGCUCAGGUCAAGGUGAAGUGUGAGCCUGGGGGCUUGCCUCCCCCUAUACCCCCCCCUGGGGAGCUCACUGCUCUUCAACCCCAAGAGACCCCACCAGAUAAGGCCCUGGCCAAGCCUAGCAACGAGGAGGCCCAGGCUGUGGCAGGCCAGAAGGAGCUGGAGGGCCGUCUGAAGCUUCAGGCGGAGGAGCCUCUCAGCCAGCUGCCUGGAGCGCCGGGUGACGCCAGCAAGGAGGAGAAGAAGCCUGACGUCUGGCUGGCCAAUGUGGCGCCUCAGAAGGAAAAGGAAGCCUCCAACCACGCCCAGGACGCCAAGCCUAAAGGAAGUAAGGACCAUGCUUUCCUUGCUGUGGGGAAGAUGAAGGAGCCGGUUGUGGUCCUCAACAAGCUCUCCUCGGAGGAGCUUGAGUCAAUAUCCUGCACACCCAAACUGUCUGGGGUGUCAAGUAAUGUUAAGACAGACAGACAUGUUGACAGCUCCAAGAACAGCAGCAGCACCAGUGCUGGCAGCAGCUCCAGAAGAUCUCGGGGCUCCCGAGAGGCUAGCAAGUACAAAGAAAUGAGCUCAGAUUCUGAGUCUGAGGAGGAGGACAAGAAGAAGCCAAAUAAGUAUUUCAAGAACCGUGAGAAGGAGCGGGAAGAGAAGCGACGGAAAGAUAAAGCUGACCGCAAGCGUAACAGGGCCAAUUCUGAUGAGGAUGAGUACAACCCCGCGCAGGAGGCCAAGAAAAGGAGGAAAGGGGACAUCCAGGACGAUGAUGAAGAUGAGGGGGACGACUCUGAUUAUGAGGGGGCGGCGGUGCCGGCACCCAAGCAGACCCAAAGUAACAGAAGAGCACCGCCUGCUGCCAUCCCAAAGAAGUCAUACACCAACAAACGCAUUGAGCGCAAGCUGAUGGCCCAUACGGAGAAGCUGUCUCCAGAGGAGCUAAUGGAGAGUGGGGUGUACCAGCGAUUCAACCGCGCUGUGGAGAAAAUCUUUGACAACACCGAGGACCUUGAUGUCACUGCAGAAAUUGAGGAGGAUGGAGAUGUUCCUCAGGAGUACCUCAUCCCCAAGUAUGAGCUGGCAGACCUUUGUUCUGAGGCAGCCAAGCUCAAGAGCCUCGGGGCCAUGGCCAUCGUGCCGCCAGAGAGGCUGGUCAGACUCCUCAACAUCCUUGAGAAAAACAUCCGUGACGGGGGCAAGGUCACACCCAUCGUGGAUGAGGAUGAUGAUGAUGAUGACAAACUGUGGGUGGAGCUGGUGAUGGAGCGCAUCCUUCGGGGGAUGGACGCCUCCCUCACUGCCAUGUACAUCAUGACGGCCAAUAACAUGAGCAAGCGGGUCUACUUGGAGGAUGUCAUUGAGCGCUGCGUCCAGUUCACCAAGUUUCAACUCUCCAACACCAUUUACCCAUCCUUUGAUCCUGUCUACAGGAUAGACAGUAAAAAAGAUGGUUUUGUGGGCAAUAUAAAGCGGAAACGAGCCCAGUGUAAGGAUGUGAGAAACAGGAGCAUCUUGGGUCUGUACAACAAGCUGCAUGAGGUUGUUGGCUUGCUGGCAGACCUGCUCAGUAUACAGACCCUCACAGACACCACAGUGCUGCAACUCUCAACACUUGGGGUUUGCCCGUUUUUUGUUGAGAAUGUUUCUGAACUCCAGCUGUCUGCCCUCAGGCUGGUCACCAAGGUGUUUGCCAAGUACAACAAGCACCGCCGCUUACUGCUGGAUGAUAUUCUGGCAUCUAUAGCACGUUUGCCAAACAGCAAGCGUAGUUUGAGAACUUACCGAUUGAACUCUGAUGAGAAUGUUCAGAUGUUGACAGCCUUAGUGUUACAGUUGAUACAGUGUGUUGUUGAACUCCCCGAGGAGCUGGCACAGAGUACUGGUCGUAAAAGUGCAAGUGAGAGUGUCAAUAGUCAGAAUCCCAAAGAUAAAGACGCCAAAGUGCCCGAGGCGCGGAAAGAGCUGACGGUCGACCGCGAGGUGCUGGUGUGCAACAGGUAUGAGACAGCCAUGAGCACUGCCUACAGCUUCCUCUCAGUGUUCUUGCAGAAAACAGGAAGCAAGAGUGAAGAAAUAGACUAUCGGCCACUCUUCGAAAACUUUGUGCAGGACCUCUUGGCAACUGUAAAUAAACCUGAGUGGCCUGCUGCUGAGCUCCUCCUCUCCCUUCUCGGCAAGCUUCUAGUACAAAAAUUUAGUAACAAGAACACAGACAUGGCCCUGCGUGUGUCCUCCCUAGACUGCCUGGGGGUGGUGGCAGCCAAGCUCCGGCGUGAUGCAGUGUCUUCGCAACUUGAGUUGGAAAACAUUGAUGCCAUUAUUAGGGAAGUAAAGGAGGAGGAGAACAGGGAUGCCCCCAUGUUAGAGGAUGGCUCUGCACCCACUGAGAAUGGUACAGCAGGUGCUCCAUCAUCCAAGAAGAACAAGAAGAAGAAGAGCCAGGCAGAUAAGCUGAGGGACGGGGACGGGCCCUAUGACGAGGAGGAGGAGCGCACCAUGUUCCUCCAGCGGGUGCUCCUUGACUGGCUGGCAGUCAACUCCAGCAGUGAAACAGCACUCCUCCACGCCCGGCACUUCUGUAUUGGCCAGUGGUACCGUGAGGCCUACACUGAGAUCAUGCGGCAAAAACAGGGGCUGCUGCCCCAGCCCAGAGGUAGUAAGUCUGGCAGCCACAACAAGAGGAAGAGAAAGAGGAAAGAUGACAGUGAAGAUGAGACCAGUGAUGAUACAGAUGAUGAUGAGGAGGAGGGAGGAAAGAAGGGGGGGCAGGUGGUGGAUGAGGCCUUGGCAGCAGAGGUAACUCAGUUGGUUGAGAAGAGAAAGACUUUCCUCCUCACUAAGGUCCCUGCCUUCCCCCCAGCCUCCCCUGGUGCCAAGACUCAGACUCUCCAGACUCACAUUGGUUAUCAGAAUGCAGAGCUCAUCACCAAGUACUUGGCCUCCAAAAGACCAUUCUCCCAGAGCUUUGACCUGUAUCUCAAGCAGAUUCUUCGGGUGUUGACUGAAUCCGCAAUUGCUGUGCGCACCAAGGCCAUGAAGUGCCUGACCAUGGUCGUGGAAGCAGACCCUGGUGUGCUCUCAAGGAAGGACAUGCAGCUUGGCGUUCACCAUUCCUUCCUUGACCACUCCACCUCUGUCAGGGAAGCAGCAGUUGACUUGGUGGGGAAGUUUGUUCUUUCACGGCCUGAGGUCCUCACCACUUACUACGACAUGAUUUCAGCAAGGAUCCUGGAUACUGGUGUAAGUGUAAGGAAAAGAGUCAUCAAGAUUCUGAAGGACAUCUGCCUGGAAUGUCCAGACUUUGCCAAGAUACCAGAGAUCUGCGUCAAAAUGAUCCGAAGAAUCAACGAUGAGGAGGGCAUCAAAAAACUAGUACAGGAGGUCUUCCAGAAUAUGUGGUUCACUCCUGUGAGAGAUCGUCCUCAUCUGGAGGAGGAAGCACUGUUGAGGAAGGUGAACAAUAUCACAGAGGUGGUGGUAGCCUGCAGAGACACUGGCCUUGACUGGUUUGAACAACUGCUGCAAAGUAUGUUCAAGCCACGUGAGGACAAGGAAGAUGUAACGAAAGUGGUCAGCGAGCCCCCAAAGUCCCUGGUGACGGCGUGCAAGCAGAUAGUGGACUGCCUGGUGCGCCACAUCCUGGUGCUGGAGGAGGAUGGACAGAACGCCACCGGUCCGCAGCCCCGCACCACCACGCAGCGCAUUCUGGCCUGCCACAAGACACUCUACCUGUUCGCCAAAAUCCGUCCCCAGCUCCUGGUGGAUCACGCGAUAACACUUCAGCCUUACCUCGCGUGGAGAUGCCAGACCCAGGUAGACUACACCAUGAUAGGGGUUGUGGCUCGCACCUUGGAGCUUGUGGUGCCCCUGAUGGAGCACCCAAGUGAGACCUUCCUGGCACAGCUGGAGGAAGACGCCGUGAAACUCAUCCUCCAACACGACCGCACCGUCAUUACUUCCUGCCUGGCGCUGCUUGGCUCCAUAGUCAACACAGUCACAAAGAAUUACAGGCUCAUCAAAGAUUGCUUUAACAGGUACCACACCUUCAUUGUAGAUUAUAAAAAGUAUAGUGAGGACAACCCGCAAUGCCCCAAGCUAGAGACCCACAAGCCACUGUUCAGAAGAUCUCUCUACACCAUUGGUCUGUUACUGAAGCACUUCGACCUCAAGGAUGAAACCGUCAGGUGUGGCUUGCCGGAGGGGAUCACCGAUCAAGUCUUCGACACGCUGAUGUUCUUCAUGGACCACCCGGACACCAACAUCCGCCACUACACCCUUCAGGCGCUGGGCUUUGUGUGCAUCCGGCACUACGAGCUGAUGAUGGGCACCCGUCUCAAGACACUCUACCACACAUUGCUGCUUGACCCGUCCAUCAACACCACCCUGCGCAUCCAGACCCUCCAGAACAUCGAAACCUACCUACAGGAGGAGGAAGUGCGCAUGAUCAAGCAGGACCAAGAGUGGGCUAAACAAAAAAAUCGGGAAAACCUGAAGGAGAUGUGUGAUCUUCAGUCUGGCAUGGCAUCAGCAAUCAUUCAAAUCUACUUAAAACAAGUGCUGGAGUGUGUGGUGGCCGGGUGCAUGGUGGUGCGACACUCAGCGCUGCGGGUCAUUCAGCUGGUGUUGGCGCAGGGCCUGGUGCACCCCGUCCAGAUUGUGCCCUACCUGGUGUGCAUGUCAACCGACACCGAGGAGGUGAUAGCGCACUCAGCAGACAAGCAGCUGCAGGACAUCGAGAAGAAGUACCCGGGCUUUAUUGGGAUGAAGGCCAUGCAGGGAUUCCGGCUGUCCUACCGCCUCCACUCCCUCAUUCAGACCUCCACACCCACCAGAGGCUUCCGCACCAAGGAGGGGGAGCAGCCAGGGGCGCUUAAUGGCUUCCUGUACUCUGUCAUGCGCUCCACCAAGCAGCACCGCAGAGCUGUCGCCUUCUCCCUCCUCAAGCAGUUUGAAGAGCAGGCGAGAACCAGCCUUGCAGAGCUGCUCUUCAUCACCGACAACUUGGCCUACUUCCCCUACCAGGUGUUGGAUGAGCCGCUCUUCAUCAUCCACCACAUAGACAUCAUGAUUUCGGUGACGGGCGCCAACCUUCUCCAGUCUUUCAAAGAGUCUCUGCUGCCCCCGCCCAAUGCUGAGGUGAAGAUCAACCCUGAGACUGGUCAGCCCGAGUAUGUGGACGACCUUGAAGAUGAGGAGGACGUGGAGGUGUACCUGAGCCGCAUGCCCCCUAACCUGACGCCGCUGGUUGAGUGCAUCAAUGCCUCACAGGGCUGCCUCCUCCUCCUCAUGCUCAAGGACUACCUGAAGGAGAUCUACGGCAUCACUGACGGGAGGAUCAACCAGUACUCUCCAUCAGACACCUCCAAGCAGUAUGAGAAGAGUGUCUCCAAGAAGAGUACAGCCAAGUUUAACCCAAAGCCAAUUCUGAAGAGGCUGAAGGAGGAGCCUGAGCAGGACCUGGAGAAUGCUGAGGAUCUCAGACCAAAGAUUGACCUCGUUAACCAAUACCUCAAUUUCAAGGCCCUGAUGUUGAAGAUCGAUCCAGAUGAUGAUGAUGACUCAGAUCUUGAAGUGGUCAAGAAGCCAUUCCACAAUGACGCCCACUCCUCCAUGCCCCCCAACACACGUAACCUCAGAGGUAACCAGCAGCACACUCCUGAUGUUGCCUGUCUACCUGGCACUCACGAUGGAUGGAAGGACCAGCCGAAAGGGACUGAGAUGAACUCCACAGUGCCCCUCAACGCCAUUGGUGCCGUGCCAGGAGAGCUCCUGCCCCAUGGUGCUGCACCGCCACAGCCUCCACCACCGCCACAGCACCAGUCCCCCAUUAAGCCCAUCACCAUCAGGGCGUCCCAAGUGGUGCCUGCAAGGGAACACCGUUCCUCGCACCACCACCAUCACCACCACCACCACCGCUCCUCAUCCCACAAAUCUUCCAGCCACAAAAAGCACAAGAAGAAAAAGAGGAGAAAGAGGACAAGCGACUCAGAGGAUGAUGAGAGCGAUUACAGUGACCCCGAUUUCCUCGUAUAGUAGUGACUUGAGUCUGUGGUGACCCGUGGCAGGCAGACAGUCAGGCAGAGUGCAUUGUGGACAGGACCAGAGAGCACACAGCAUCUGCUCUGUUUUUGCUGCCACUGUCGCUGGGGAUUGUGUGUGAGUGCGUGUGCGUGUGUUCACGUGUGUGCGUGAAGCUUGGAGGGAAGCGUAGAUAAAGUUGAUCCUUAGUGAUGCUGAAGUGACCUUUAUACAAAAGAAAGUUUUAAUAAGAAUACAAGAGGAAUGAGAAUAGAUAUUUUUUAUUCCAAGCAAUACUAUAGGUAAGGGAGUUAUUUUGCAUUAAUGAAUGCACAGAUGCAACUUCUCUAUUGUAAUACCUCUGAUGAAAUUCGGCGGCAACUAUUAUCGGACUGACGAAUCGGACAUGGGGUUUCUCGGUAGUACAGGAACGAGGUGAUGCGGUCACGACGAGAAAGUAACAAAGUACAACCAGUUUUGUACCAGAACAUCAACCAAUUACAGAUUCUACACACUGAGGAAAACGCCCAUGCCAUGGUAAUGAGUCGGCGAGAAUAUAUUUAUUAUUUAUUGUACAGUACAUUUUCAUCAGUAAGAGUUUCUUUUCUAUUUAUUGAGGAAGCAGAGCCCCCCAUCCCCCGGCACUGGUUGUGAAAGUCAGUGUUGCCAGUGUAUACGUACUCACACCAUGGAGGCUCCUUUUUUCUAGUUCAUAUGUAUAUGUAUUUAUGGUAUAUAUAUAUAUAUAUAUAUAUAUAUAUAUAUAUAUAUAUAUAUAUAUAUAUAUAUAUAUAUAUAUAUAUAUAUAUAUAUAUAUAUAUCAAGUUUUCUUGUGAAAAAAGGAAAAAGAUUUAUCUUGACCAGUUUGUAAAUUUUUACUGACCAUUAAUUUUCUGACAGUGCAAUUUUAUAUGACAUUUUGAAGGACCAGAUGAAUGGGAUGCUUUUAUAGUUUUAGCCCGUCUUUUCUCAGUUUGUGCACAAAUGUUCAAUAUUUGAACUACUUGAUCAUGCAAUGUUUUUACAGUUCACCAAAAUGGAAGGUUUUAAUUAAACAGUUUAUUUACCUUUGUGAUAUCAGCUCCUCUUAUACACAUUUUCCUGCCAAAUAAAAACCACAUAUGUGACUGUUAUCAAGAGGGAUACAGCAGUGCAUGGGCACUUUAUAAUUAUGAGAAAAGUCCAAAGGAGUCAGAUUAUUCUUAAUGUGAAUAGUGUGUGACCACUAAUGGUGUAAGUAUGUGUUUCAUAAUAUUGGUCUAUUUUUACCUGAUUGUAGUGAUGUCACACAGAGAGUUUAGUUUUAGCCUAGACAGAAGUGUAGUAAUGGUCUGUAUAUCUGCAACUUGCAAGUGGACUUGUUUUUUAUCAGAUAAAAAUGGUACAUAAUUGUAUGUAUACUUGUGAAUAGCAAAGUUUACCUAAUAUGGUUUCAGCAAAGACAACUUUUUCCUCAUUACUUAUUUUUUAUAGGAAACAUGGCAGAGUCUGAGCUGUUUUCUUUUUUAUACCUAUGAAAAAGUGGAAAAAAUUUGUAUUGCCUUUUGCAAUAUUUCUUGUACAGAAUGAGUCAACAGCACAGACUCGUGCCCGCCCCACCCUCGAGUUUUGUAGUAGAUUGUGUUUUGUCCAUUACUUUGAUUCAUGACCCAAAUUAAUUAUCCCUCUCAUCACACGAGUGGAGGGGGAGGGAGGGCUUUCCCCAACACCACCCAUCACCACCAUUGUCUCUUUAGUCCCUGCUCCCAUCAUUGGCUGUACAUGACAAGACACAACAUACAACAACAUUUCAAUAUUAAUUAAUGUCUCAACCCACCCACUCUACAACCACAACCAGCGACAUACAAACAAGCAUUCAUUCAAGCUGUGGGCGAUGCAGUCCACCGCCCAUACAGCACCCAGCCCCACACAUAUCAAAACAAGGCAUCACAUCGCUGCUGCUGAUGCCCCAACAUAUACUUUCUCGUUUGGCCCAUUGCCAACCACCUCUCGUCCCCUCCCCAGGCUGUACCUACGUUCGCAUCUGCCUCGGCGUUGCUCAUCACACUGGGUACAAGCAGGAGAGUGGAAACUUACCAUUAUAAUUAUUAUAUAUAUUAUUUUUAUGUUUCCGAUAAUACCACCGGCCUGUUUAGUCCCGUGUACUGAUGACGUUGGUAUAGCGAUCUAAGCCCGGCCCUGCCCCGUCCCGCCCCGCCCCGCCACUCCUCAUCAUUUUGAACCAAUGUCAGACACAAAGGAGUUCCAUUAGAAACAUUAAAUGAUCAGCAACAUG
Messenger RNA from Eriocheir sinensis (Chinese mitten crab), 8983 nucleotides. RefSeq names its product nipped-B-like protein (gene Nipped-B). Gene Ontology annotation, molecular function: chromatin binding. Gene Ontology annotation, cellular component: Scc2-Scc4 cohesin loading complex. The transcript is spliced from 32 exons. Gene Ontology annotation, biological process: establishment of mitotic sister chromatid cohesion; regulation of gene expression; establishment of protein localization to chromatin. The record is from RefSeq and is a predicted model, not a curated record. The coding region runs from base 205 to 6723 and encodes 2172 amino acids. NCBI's taxonomy places the organism in Eukaryota, Metazoa, Arthropoda, Malacostraca, Decapoda, Varunidae.